UAAGACCCGCCUCCUGCAGCCGGCGAGGCCACGCGGCCCCGCCCUCUUCGCCACAUAAGGGCAGAGAGGGGCGUGUCCCCGGGGGCUCGCGGGCCCUCGCUGCCUUCCUGGAGCCGUUUAUAGGGUACAGCCACUUCCGCUGUCGGCUUAGAAGCGGCGCGAUCAUGGCGGAGCGCGGUCAGCUCCCCCACCCCGCCAAGCGCCUCUGCUGCAGACCCGGCUAUGGUUCGGGCUGCAGGCCGGGGCAGCGGGCGGGCGCCUCCGGGCCCGGCGGCGGCGCGCUCUGCGCCGGACCCUCCUCCGCAGCUGCCGCCGCCGCCCUGGGGCUGCUGCCGCUCGGCAAGACCCAGAGCCCCGAGUCCCUGCUGGACAUUGCAGCUCGCAAGGUGGCGGAGAAGUGGCCCUUCCAGCGUGUGGAGGAGCGGUUCGAACGGAUCCCGGAGCCGGUGCAGCGCAGAAUCGUCUACUGGUCCUUUCCCCGCAGCGAGAGGGAGAUCUGUAUGUAUUCCUCGUUCAACACCGGCGCCGAGGAUCCCGCCGCCGGUCCCGGGGGCGCCGCCGCGCCUGGCGGAGCCAUGGACGCCGCCGCCGCUGCCGCCGACGAGAACCGGCUGCCCUUCCGCAGGGGCAUCGCUCUGCUCGACGGCGGCUGCGUCGAUAACGUCCUGCAAGUCGGUUUCCACUUGAGUGGCACAGUAACAGAGCCUGCAAUGCAAUCGGAGCCAGAAACUGUUUGCAAUGUAGCUAUCAGCUUUGAUCGUUGCAAGAUUACCUCAGUGACCUGUAGCUGUGGAAACAAGGACAUAUUUUACUGUGCCCACGUUGUGGCACUCUCUUUAUACCGGAUCCGCAAGCCAGAUCAGGUCAAACUGCAUCUUCCCAUUUCAGAGACACUCUUUCAAAUGAAUAGAGACCAACUACAAAAAUUUGUGCAGUAUUUGAUCACAGUACACCACACAGAAGUUUUGCCAACUGCUCAAAAAUUAGCAGAUGAAAUUCUUUCUCAGAAUUCAGAAAUCAAUCAAGUCCAUGGUGCUCCUGACCCAACAGCAGGUGCUAGCAUAGAUGAUGAAAAUUGCUGGCAUUUGGAUGAGGAACAAGUCCAAGAACAGGUUAAACUCUUCCUUUCCCAGGGUGGAUACCAUGGAUCAGGGAAGCAGCUCAAUUUGCUUUUCGCGAAGGUGCGAGAGAUGCUAAAAAUGAGAGAUUCAAAUGGAGCUCGCAUGUUGACGUUGAUAACAGAACAGUUCAUGGCUGACCCCCGUCUGUCGCUUUGGAGACAACAAGGAACUACAAUGACUGACAAAUAUAGGCAGCUCUGGGAUGAACUGGGUGCUCUGUGGAUGUGUAUAGUCUUAAAUCCCCACUGCAAGUUGGAGCAGAAGUCCAGUUGGCUAAAACAGCUGAAAAAAUGGAACAAUGUGGAUGUUUGUCCUUGGGAAGAUGGAAACCAUGGAAACGAGCUGCCCAAUUUAACCAAUGCUUUGCCUCAGGGUGCAAAUGCUAACCAAGAUUCAUCGAGCAGGCCGCAUCGGACAGUGUUUACUCGAGCCAUUGAGGCAUGUGAUCUGCACUGGCAGGACAGCCACUUACAGCACAUUAUCAGCAGUGACCUGUACACCAACUACUGUUACCAUGACGACACUGAAAACUUGCUCUUUGACUCUCAGGGGUGGCCCCUUUGGCAUGAACAUGUUCCUACAGCCUGCGCAAGGGUGGAUGCAUUACGAUCUCAUGGAUACCCACGAGAAGCACUGAGGCUAGCAAUAGCUAUUGUUAAUACACUAAGGAGGCAGCAGCAGAAACAGCUGGAAAUGUUUCGGGCUCAGAAGAAAGAACUUCUCCACAGGGGAGUAACCUCAAUAACGAAUCUUGAAGGCUGGGUGGGACACCCUUUGGACCCCAUUGGCACCCUUUUCGGUAGCCUGAUGGAAGCCUGCAGGGUGGAUGAUGACAGCUUCCAUGGAUUCUCCGAUUUCACGGAGAACCUGGGGCAAUGCAAAUCUCUGGAGUACCAGCAUCUGCCUGCACACAAGUUCCUAGAAGAAGGGGAAUCUUACUUAACACUGGCUGUGGAAGUAGCAUUGAUAGGGCUGGGACAGCAGCGAAUAAUGCCAGAUGGCUUGUAUGCACAAGAGAAGGUUUGUCGAAAUGAGGAGCAGCUCAUUUCUAAACUACAAGAAAUUGAAUUGGAUGAUACUCUGGUGAAGAUUUUUCGAAAACAAGCAGUCUUCCUAUUAGAAGGUGGACCAUACAGUGGCUUAGGUGAAGUCAUCCAUCGAGAGAGUGUUCCAAUGCACACAUUUGCCAAGUAUCUCUUCACCUCUCUCCUACCUCAUGAUGCUGAAUUGGCAUACAAAACUGCACUGAGAGCCAUGCGGUUGCUGGUACUGGAAUCUACAGCUCCUUCAGGAGACCUGUCCCGCCCUCACCACAUUGCAUCUGUUGUUCCAAACCGGUAUCCCCGCUGGUUCACCCUAAGUCAUAUUGAAUCCCAGCAGUGUGAGCUGGCAUCAACCAUGCUAACAGCAGCCAAAGGUGAUGUUCGGAGACUGGAAACAGUGUUAGAAUCCAUCCAGAAAAAUAUCCACUCCUCAUCACACAUCUUCAAACUUGCCCAGGAUGCAUUUAAAAUAGCAACACUCAUGGACAGCUUGCCAGACAUAACUCUUCUGAAAGUUUCUCUGGAGUUAGGUCUUCAGGUGAUGCGGAUGACAUUGUCAACGCUGAAUUGGCGACGGCGGGAAAUGGUGAGGUGGUUGGUAACAUGUGCAACAGAAGUAGGUGUUUACGCACUGGAUAGUAUCAUGCAAAAUUGGUUUACACUUUUCACUCCAACAGAAGCCACUAGUAUUGUUGCUACAACAGUGAUGUCCAACAGCACCAUCGUCCGUCUGCAUCUAGACUGCCAUCAGCAGGAGAAGCUGGCCAGCAGUGCUAGGACGCUUGCUCUACAGUGUGCCAUGAAGGAUCCUCAAAACUGUGCCCUUUCUGCACUGACCCUAUGUGAAAAGGAUCACAUAGCUUUUGAGACUGCUUACCAAAUCGUUCUAGAUGCAGCUACAGCUGGCAUGAGCUACUCGCAGCUUUUUACCAUAGCACGAUACAUGGAGCACCGUGGUUACCCCAUGCGGGCCUACAAGCUGGCCACUUUGGCCAUGACACAUCUCAACCUGAGUUACAAUCAGGACACACACCCUGCCAUUAAUGACGUUCUGUGGGCAUGUGCGCUCAGCCACUCCCUUGGGAAAAAUGAGCUAGCAGCUAUAAUACCUCUGGUGGUCAAAAGUGUCAAGUGUGCAACAGUACUGUCGGACAUUUUGCGUAGGUGUACUUUGACCACUCCUGGCAUGGUGGGACUUCAUGGAAGGAGGAACUCUGGUAAGCUCAUGUCACUGGACAAAGCCCCUUUACGGCAACUCUUGGAUGCCACGAUCGGAGCCUACAUUAAUACAACUCAUUCACGUCUCACUCACAUCAGCCCACGACACUAUAGUGAGUUUAUAGAGUUCCUCAGCAAGGCACGAGAGACCUUCCUAAUGGCUCAUGAUGGUCACAUCCAGUUUACACAGUUUAUUGACAACCUAAAACAAAUCUACAAAGGCAAAAAGAAGCUGAUGAUGCUGAUCAUGAAUGCCCAUCUAACAAUUUCACUUCAGUGAGGUGGUAUGCAAUGCAACCACCAAGUCCAGGAAAUAAAUGUUAUGUUCUUCAAAAGUUCUGCUGAGGAAUCAUAGCGUUCACAGCUGCUGGUGGAAGAAGACCUGGUGAGGAGAGAAAGAGCCAAAUGCUGCCUGUGUCUGAAGAGGUGUGUUCUGUACAUCAAACAGUAAGCCUUGGUGUACCAUCCUGGUAGGAUUCUGGAGUGUGUGUGGAUGUGUUGCCACUCUGGAUUCUUUGGGUAGCCAUGAAAGUUGAGAUGUGCUGUGGAUGUGUUCAAGGACAAUUAUUCCUGUUCAUCGAUUGGCUUUUCUAAAGUGUUUUGUGUAUUUUGAUUUAUACAGCUCAUUCCACAUAGUGUAAAGUUCUUGCUCAUCAGCUGAUAGGUGAUGUUUCUAUUUUUUGGAGCCCUUACUCCAUAGGAAUUUUGUGAAUUUUCUAGCCCUUGGAGAAUAAUGAAAUAUGACAUGGUUGCAAAUUGAAGAGGAGCUUUCUGCUUUACCACUACUUAAAUAUCUUAGGAAUGUUACUUGAUGUCAUAUUUGAUCUGAUACUUUUCUGAUCUUGAUCUGAUAAUUUUCAUACUUGAUCUGAUAAUUUUCAAUUCCUUUUUUUUUUUAGUAUCUUCAGCUGAAAGGAGAAUUAGUAUGCAGCACCAACUAACAGAGAUACCAGUGUAACCAUGAAUUCUGACAGUGGGGCUUGCGUCACUGAAGAUUAAGAAGGAAAAGGUCUGAAUCUUUGUACAACUUGUAAUGUAAAAUAUGAGUCUUUUACCAAGUCUUGCUGACAGCUGAGAUGUCCUGACCUAAUGGUGCUAACAUUCUGUGACAUUCUGUGACUUCAAUUCCUUCCAAGUAUUGAAUUCUCAUUACAUUUUUGGUUCAUUACUUUGUCCUAGAUGAAUUAUCUGUCAUAGGCAGUAGCACAGGAAGGAAAAGAGGAAGUAUCACUUGAUUUUGUAAUAGGGUUUGUAUAGUUCCUUUUUUUUUUGUGUGUGGUUAUUUUAGUUAUUUUGGUUUUUUUCUAAUUUUACAAAUAAUGCCACAGUAAGGAUAAUUCUGGAUUGUGUAGAUUGCAAAACUGAAGCCUUUUUGAAGACCAGGUGUUAGAAUUAAAUGCAGUCACCAUGUGUUAGAAUUAAAUGCAGUCACCAGGUGUUAGAAUUAAAUGCAGUCACCAGGUGUUAGAAUUAAAUGCAGUCACUUGGUUUGGAGAAGCACAUUGCUGCUUCUUGCAGAACUGAUGGAAUUCUAUUUGGCUUAUUUUCAUGACUGAGUAAAAUCUCUUCUGUGCCUGCACUGGUGCUGUGCACUGCAGUUCACACCACAUUACAAGCCCUCAAGGACUAACAGAGGCUUGGCCAAUCUCUCUAGUAAACAUGUCUCAAUAUGUCCUGUCCUUGGUUUGUGAAGGUAGGAGGAAUCCACCAAAAAAAGAAAGGCCUGAGGGCUCUUGCUAGAGGCUUUCAGAAGUCUGAAAGUCAGUCUUUAAUAUUUCUUUAGUGUUCUGUCAAAUUAGUUUGAGCUUUUUCUUUCGUUUUGGUUUUGGUUUGGUUUUUUUUUUUUAGCAAUUUUCAUUUUCAUGUAAGUGGGCAUAAGUAACAAGUGCAGCAAAACUGGGAUGCUACUUACACAGGAAUUUUGUCUUCUGAAUUGUAGUUAGAGUAAAUUUGCAGUAAUUUGUUUUCACUGAGAUGCCUUCAUCUCAGUGAUUUUGUAAAAAUGAGAGGUGUUUUACUGAAAAAUCAUACAACCUUUCAUUUCUGCUUUAAAAACAAAUCUUCUAGGAGUUAAUCUAAUUUUAAAGGAGAAUAUUAUUUGGAGAAGUAGCAGUAUAGCUGGUACCUUUACUUGAAUUCAGAAGCAUGAUACCCUCGGGUAUCCUCUUGCUCUGCAGUUUUGACUAAAGAUAAAGUAUUCAGAGACAAAUAUUUUUCCCCUAUUUUAAAUGCUUGCCCCAUGUAAAGUGUGUACUUUGUGCAAGUCUAAGUGAGGAAACAAGGAACAUAAACCACAAAUGUUUUGUCAGCCCUUGCAUUGCAACAGGCAAGACUAUACUGAAUGUGAAAUGAAAAGCUUUGUAAGAAUCUUAAUUGGAGAGGUAACAAAGUGUCAGAUACAGCUUUACUUGCGAGAAGAGGUUGCUGGGAUCUGCCUUCUCUGGAGAAGUGUACUCUCCAUAUUGCAUGUGGGGAGGUAAGUCUUGCCUCUGCUGACACCCUUGGGCAAUCAGCAUCAAGUAGCACCUACUUGUCAGCUGAAAUGUUUGCAGUCCAUCUUUAUGGUGUUAUCUGUGUCCCUGCUUUUACUAAAAACAGAGAAUUGUGUGCUCUGAGAAAAAGAAUCUCUGAGAAAAAGAAAAUUGUGUCAGCUGCUGUAUUUGCGGACAACUCCAAGGUCAUAAGACCUAAGAUUUCUAUUAACAUAUAUUGACUACAAAGCACAAGUUACUUCUAAAGCCAACCUUGACUAAUUUCUAUAGCUUUUUAGGUAGGGAGCAGUAAUGACUAGGAAAUACCACAAUCAUGAAGCCACCCAAUGAGUCAUCUUUUGCUGAGUUUUGUGACAAAUGCAUUUAAUUGUUGGGAUUUUUUUUCUUGCUCUUUAGCCUUUGUCCUUUUGCAUAUGUUAUUUAAAGAGCUUUGUUUUUGGAAAAAUGUUUACAUGAAAGGUGAUGUACUUGUGGUUUGAUGAUGUAAAAUGAGCAACAGAGCUAUUGGUAACCAUGGUCCAUGGUGUUGGAAGAAUCUGUGGAGCAGUGAAUGGGAAGGGCAAGCUGAUGCAGGGGAUGGUGACCUCAGUGAGGCCUAAGGGAGUAGCCGCAGCUGAUGUCCAAACCAGCACUGUCUGCCUUUCCACCACUCUGACCUUGGAAUUGUUUGACCACAGGGAAGUCUUGGUUUGGUGUCUCAGGCAUUAAAUGCACAUCACUGUUCAGAGAAGGAUUCUGCAAAGUCAAAAAAUGGAUGAGGGUGAUUAAGGACAGAGCUAAAUAUUCCUCUGGUGAAGCUGCUGGAAUUACAUCAAGGCUAAUGUUGGCAGACACUUUUGACAAGCCUGUUAUAAGAAAAAAGUAGCAAGAGAAGUAGUGCCAAAUUCUGCCUGGUCAGUGGGCAGGAAAAAUCAUUUGGGGUUUGUGGCCUUCAUUUCCAGACGAUCUAUAUUGCAUUAAGCAGCAUAAUGUCUACUUGUAACAUGACAGUGCCUGGCUUUUCCAGUGCCCAGAUGAGUCUGGCAGAUUGCAACUCAUCUCUUACCAAAUGGUGUCCCUGAAGCCUUCUGUCACCCCUGAGAAGGCAGGGUAUGGGACAAAGGCUGGCCUUGCUUGGGCCAUCUUGCCAAUAUCUUGAGGAACCCUGAGCAGCACAACCAAACCAAUUCAGAAGGCCAAGGCUGCAACAAGGAUAAUUACAUGAAAUGCUUUCCCAGCAAGAUCCCAUUUGUAAAACUCUUAACUGCAGUUCGUCACUUAAAUUAAUGGAAAUUGUAGCUUCUGAAGAAAACAUGAUUUCUUUUGUGCCUCUGAUCGAUGCUUCAAACAUGUUUAGUGGAUCAGUAGAUUAAUUAAAAAUAUCCCAGAUAAACACCAAAAAUGGAAGACAUGUUAACUUGUUACUGAAAUGAGUAAAUAUACUUAAAGGGGAAUUUCAUCACACUCAUACUCUGCCUGUUGCACUGUGAUCAUGAAGAUGUGAAAGGCAGCUCUCAUUAACACCAUUGUGACAACCAUUACCCCUCUCCAGCUGGUUUUAGUGGGAGAGAGGUAAGGAGGUAUUUUUGGGUGGUGUUUUCUUUCCUUAGUUUAAAACCUUAUUCUCUCUAGCCACUGAUGACUGAUUCCAGGCAUGGCAUAGAUGCAGCAUGGGAAGACUCUGCCUUAUAACUCAAGAUAUGUUUGCUCCACCAAUUCUCUGUGUCAAUACAAAUGUCGGACCUAGUGCAUAGUUUUUUUCUCCAGCAGCCUGCAAUUUUUACAUCUUUCAGGAGGUUGUCUCCACUUCUGUCAUGCUGCCAGUUCUGGGGACUUUUAGUUUUGAAAAAUGGGCCUCCAACCAUUCUUGCAAAUCUGGAGUCCAGUUUAAAACCACUAUGUUCUACAAGGCCUUUGGCUUGGCUGCUACUUAGGAAUUUAGCAGGUCUUUCAUAUUCGUUGUCUAAAUCGUUUAAUGAGAAACAGAAGCCUAAUAGACAUGUUUGGAAAUUUUAACGUGAGAUGAUACCAAAUACUGAAAAAGAAACUUAAGUAUUGCCUUAUGGAAUGGUGAUUGUAGAGGGAGACUGUACUUAAGAGUUUUCAUCUGCUCUGAAGCUCUCAGUAUUUUAUGUGAGAGGAAAGUCCAUGUGAGGAAGACUUUAACUAUUGCAUGGUGGCUUUGGUUUCACAGCCUGCAUUUUCCCAGGUAUCACUGUAUUCUCCAUCUGAAAUGAUCCAGGACUUUUUCCAUAUCUCAGCAAUUUGGUUUUUUUUUACCAGUCACAUGAUAUAUACAAUGUUAUACCAUGUUCUUCUUUUAACUGCUGGACUGCAUUACCGUAGUGUAGCAAGUAGCGUUUGACCAGACUGGGUUCACUUUGACUCUGCAUGGAAACCUUGAACCUAACACUGGUAAGUUACUGCACCUCACAGGUAAUUAGGAGCUGUAUGUGUUAUCCUCAUUUGUAGAAGUGGCCAUCGCACAUGAGGAAGCAAUAUGGCACUAAUCAGAGUUUGAUGUCAUUCAUUUUGUGAGCAUUUGGACUUAGUUGCACAGCAAAUACAGGCAAUAAAAGCCAGAAGUGAAAAAGAAAUUUUUUUAAGGCAAUUAUUCACAACAUUUGGUCUUUCAUCAGAAAGAAUAAAGUCAAGAAAACAGUAAUUACUGGCAAGAGUUGGAAGUGCAUCCAUCAUUAAGCGUAUGCACUGCCAAGGCACAAAUUCUCCACUCCUAGAAAAGUUCAAGCAAACGAGACAAGGUAAUUUUGUCUUUUAGUUGCCAGUUUUUUAGCACCUGAAUGGUCUGUAUACAGUUUGUGAGUGUGUGUGGGAGACCUAAUUGGAUGACCUAAAAUGGCACUGACUGUGUUGAGCCCAGUAUGAAAACACUACUUUAUGCGCUUGUUUGUGAUGCUGAAUUGGAGAGCAAUGUGUUUCUGGCACACUUACCACACUGGCAAUCACACUGCUCAUCCUGCAUUACUUACAAUACAUCUAGGUUAUCUAUUACCCACAGCAAUCCCAAAUCUCUGUUUUCUGGUGAUAGGAAAUAAAAUGAAAGACAUUUCUAGCAUUUGGACAGGUGCUUGAGAAGUGCAGCUGCAUUGAGAGCUCUGAGCAGAAGCUUGAGCUCUAGUAUCUGCUGAGUUCAGGACCUGAAUUUGUUACGAAUUUUGCAGUGGUUUUGUUUUUGCUGCCACUCAAAUGUGCACUUACAGGUGAGCGUGUUCAGUGGAGACAAAUGUAGACUCACCUCAUGGUGUGGGGAAAUGUGUGUGUAUAUGUGGGUGUCCAAGCCCAAACACAGCUAUUAUCCGCGGGCCAAAGCUUUUCCUCAGAUGUUGUAGUUGGAUGAAGCAUUUGUAGAACAAUGCGUGGACCAUCUGAGUUGGCUAGCUGAUACCCAUAUCCAUGAAGAUCCUGCAAGGGCAUGCUAUGUCCAGGCCAGAGGGCGGCAAGGGGAGCAAAACAAUGAGUCGGCAUGUUUGUUUCUGUCCUUAAGUCCAUGUCUUGAUAAGUGUCCUAGGGUGACGUUAUGAUGCUUGUAUCCCCAUCUGUGUGUUCUGUUUAUGCUGGAUAUUAUGUUCCGUGCCUUCAAGACUGGCUCUGAAGAGUGAAUGUUUUGUUUUGGGUUUUG
Motacilla alba alba is the source of this 9493-nucleotide messenger RNA. RefSeq names its product zinc finger SWIM-type containing 6 (gene ZSWIM6). The record is from RefSeq and is a predicted model, not a curated record. The transcript is spliced from 15 exons. Gene Ontology annotation, cellular component: Cul2-RING ubiquitin ligase complex. NCBI's taxonomy places the organism in Eukaryota, Metazoa, Chordata, Aves, Passeriformes, Motacillidae. Gene Ontology annotation, molecular function: zinc ion binding. Bases 165 to 3662 code for a protein of 1165 amino acids.